AAAUGACAAGUGACUUUGGUAGACACGCGCCGUUUUCUUACUACUACGCGCACGACCCGGUAGCGCCUGCGUGUGGUAGUGUGAACGUUAAGAUGGAGCAGCAUGAGGUUCCCUCCUCACUGGCGGAAUCGAGCUAUCUCGGUUCGUCCUACACCUACACAUCGAACGCACCCUCCAACACCAACAUUACGACCCAAUCGUCCGCUCCGAAUGUGGUAGUAUUGCCCGGUUUCAUGGAUAACUAUCCGGACAGCUGGAUGACUCCAAGCCCGUCUAGUUUUGGGUCGGAAAGUCCCGACUACUACUCCCUUGCCAACUCACCCCAGCGCAGCUUCGUCGACGUGGAAGAGUACAAAGAAAACCUACUGGCCAUGCAACAAACGCCACAGCUUCCACUGAACACCUCCAGAACGCUUCCUCUUUCACCUCCACUUGCCAAUGUACCGAUACAGGGGGUAAGCAAUACGUCGCCAACCGCUCCCACUGCUAAUCUGCCCGUCAAGAAGCGACAGUACAAUCGGAAAUCGAAACCUAAACCUGAACCUGUGAAAACCCCCGAAACGGAUACAACAUCCCGGGCUGAUCUGUCGUGUCUUACCUUCCCGAAAUCGUUCUCCAAAGCUACCGACUCACAGGGAUCGGUCGGAUCCACCAACAGCACCACAUCCACCGGAACUAUUGUCGGAGUGAUCGGUAAGCGAAAGCGGAAACAAGUGCCACCCCAGAUCAAGAAGAAGCGCCGCCUAGCGGCCAAUGCACGCGAACGGAAGCGGAUGCAGAAUCUCAACGAUGCCUUCGAUCGAUUGCGCCAGUAUUUGCCCUCGCUAGGGAACGAUCGUCAACUGUCCAAGCACGAAACGCUCCAGAUGGCACAAACCUACAUUACGGCACUCUGUGAUCUGCUGCAAUAG
Molecule: messenger RNA, 911 nt
Organism: Anopheles maculipalpis
Lineage: Eukaryota; Metazoa; Arthropoda; Insecta; Diptera; Culicidae
Product: protein atonal
Exons: 1
Coding region: 3-911 (302 amino acids)
Molecular function (GO): protein dimerization activity
Source: RefSeq, a predicted model, not a curated record